Cryptococcus wingfieldii CBS 7118 is the source of this 591-nucleotide messenger RNA. RefSeq names its product U3 small nucleolar RNA-associated protein 24. Gene Ontology annotation, cellular component: small-subunit processome; nucleolus. The record is from RefSeq and is a predicted model, not a curated record. The coding region runs from base 1 to 591 and encodes 196 amino acids. The transcript has 8 exons. Lineage: Eukaryota; Fungi; Basidiomycota; Tremellomycetes; Tremellales; Cryptococcaceae.
AUGGGAAAAGCAGCAAAGACGAGAAAGUUUGCCACCGUCAAGCGCAUGAUCAAGCCGAGCGACCCUCGACUGAAGGAGAAUGUCGAGAAGGCUGCAAAGAAGGUCGAAAAGGAGAAGGCCGCUGAGGAGCGAAAGGCUGUUGCCCAGGCAUCUUCAAGUCUCUUCUUGUCUCACAACUCUGACCUCGGACCCCCUUAUCGCAUCUUGGUGGAUACCAAUUUCAUCAACUUUUCGAUCCAAAACAAGAUCGAGCUUGUGCAGGGCAUGAUGGACUGUCUGAUGGCAAAAUGUAUUCCUACGAUAUCGGACUGUGUUUUGGCCGAGUUGGAGAAGCUGGGGCCCAAGUACAGGCUGGCUUUGAAGAUCGCCAAAGACCCCCGGUUCGACCGAUUGCACUGUGACCACAGCGGGACCUAUGCGGAUGACUGCCUCGUUCAGCGAGUGACGGCCCACAAGUGCUACAUCGUAGCCACCUGCGAUAGAGAUCUCAGAAGACGUAUAAGAAAGGUCCCCGGUGUGCCUCUCAUGUACGUCGUCAAGAGGAGAUACCAGAUCGAGAGAUUACCAGAUGGAGGCGCUUCGUUCAUCUAG